Penicillium mononematosum is the source of this 252-nucleotide messenger RNA. RefSeq lists its product as uncharacterized. The record is from RefSeq and is a predicted model, not a curated record. Bases 1 to 252 code for a protein of 83 amino acids. Lineage: Eukaryota; Fungi; Ascomycota; Eurotiomycetes; Eurotiales; Aspergillaceae. The transcript has a single exon.
AUGGGUCUUUUGAAACUCUUGCUCAAAGCGAUCCUCAUCCCAAUUGUUGUCCUCGUCGUCAUCACGGUUGUUAUUGUCCUUCUCAUUAAAAUGCGUCGUGAUCGCAAAAAGAAGGAAAAGGAACUGGAGGGAUCGUUCCAGCCUCCUCCUAUACAGCAAUGGGUGCCGUACACCCCGGUCCAGCAACCAGCCCCGGCAUAUGCCAAAACACCGGGGGCGAUGGAGCAGGGAAUUGGAACUAGGCAGCCUUAG